Molecule: messenger RNA, 1118 nt
Organism: Meleagris gallopavo (turkey)
Lineage: Eukaryota; Metazoa; Chordata; Aves; Galliformes; Phasianidae
Source: RefSeq, a predicted model, not a curated record
UCUGCAGUGCGUUGUUGUUUGGCUUGCCUAAUUAAUUCCUCUUCUUUCCGCAGCCGCAGAGCCUUGGCCUGAAAAUGCUGCGUUGUAUCAGCAGCUGAAGGAAGACCAAAUUUUGCUCUCUGAUAAUGCAGCUUCCCUUGCUGUUCAGGCCUUCUUGCAAAUGUGCAAUCUGCCGGUUCGGGUGGUUUGCAGGGCCAAUGCUGAGUACAUGUCCCCAUCUGGCAAAGUGCCCUUUAUUCAUGUGGGAAACCAAGUAGUAUCUGAACUCGGACCCAUAGUCCAGUUUGUGAAAGCCAAGGGCCAUUCUCUCAGCGAUGGGUUGGAUGAAGUCCAAAAAGCUGAGAUGAAAGCCUACAUGGAAUUAGUCAAUAAUAUGCUCCUGACAGCAGAGCUCUAUCUGCAGUGGUGUGAUGAUGUUACAGUAGAGGAGAUUACUCACCCAAGGUAUGGCUCUCCUUACCCCUGGCCUCUUAACCGCAUUCUGUCCUAUCAGAAGCAAUGGGAGAUAAGGAGAAAGAUGAAGGCCAUUGGGUGGGCUGGCAAGUCACUUGAACAGGUGCUUGAAGAUGUAGACCAGUGUUGUCAGGCUCUCUCCCAGAGAUUAGGAACACAACCAUAUUUCUUCAAUAAGCAACCAACUGAAUUAGAUGCUCUGGUAUUCGGACAUCUGUUUACAAUCCUUACUACUCAACUAAUCACUGAUGAACUCUCUGAAAAAGUGAAAAACUAUGGUAACCUCACAGCCUUUUGUAGGCGAAUAGAGCAGCAGUACUUCGAAGGUCACGACAAAGAUAGCUCUGCAACUGCUUCAGCCAGAUGUGCUAAAAGGUCCUUACUGAGAUAAGCGUGUUGUUUGAUGCAUUUCUGUUUUGGUUUUUGUUGUUUAUUGAGUUGGUUUUGAAAAUGCUUGUUGAAUUGGUUUUGAAGCUGCCAAAUCAUUCUGAAGCAAGAACUCCUCUCUAAAAGUAGUUUUAGUGUUGUAGAACACACUGUGCACGUUUAACUUGAAAUGACUGUAUGGGCACCUGGAUUUCAAUAGGCUGCAUGCCACUUACUCUGAAGUGACCUUGGAAGAAUAUUGUAUCUGUACUAAAAAGAAUAAAAUAUUUGUAAAAGUU